Molecule: messenger RNA, 1914 nt
Organism: Zingiber officinale
Lineage: Eukaryota; Viridiplantae; Streptophyta; Magnoliopsida; Zingiberales; Zingiberaceae
Product: protein WVD2-like 3
Exons: 6
Coding region: 160-861 (233 amino acids)
Biological process (GO): microtubule cytoskeleton organization
Molecular function (GO): microtubule binding
Source: RefSeq, a predicted model, not a curated record
AGCAUCUCCACUCUGUAACGCCGUGGAGAGGAGUACAGCCAAGCUCGCAACUCGCAAGCGGAUAGGAAAGCGAAGGGGCCGGCGGACGGCAGCGGUGGGAUAAGGAGAAAGUGAAGGAUAGUUGAGGCGGAGGAAGGUGAAAUCGCAAGCCAUUGGUUAAUGGGUGGGGAAAUCAUUAAAGUGGCUUUUGAUGGAAAGUCAGACCAUGCAGUAAGGAUGCUAGAUGAUGAGAAUUCUCAUAGGCAACAAGAACUGCCUCUUCUCAGUGAUCUGUGUGUGGAUGACGAUACAGCAGAAAAUAAGCACAUUAUUCACAAGUCAUUAAAUCAAAAAAAGUCAGCUGCACUGAAACCAGCUAAUUCUGGAAAUUCACAGUCUAACCGCACUGUUCCUCAGCCUUUCACUCUUGCAACUGAAAAGCGUGCUUCUGGUGGACAUCACUCUAUCAUUUCUGUAACUGUGAAUGCAGGCAAACACGCAACUGUAGAAUAUCUCCAGUCCAGAAAUAUCACAAACAAGCCUCAGAGAAACUCACUUCUCACAUCCAGGAAGCCUUUGCAACUUCAUAAUGCAACGCAAGCAGAUGAAGAAGAGUCUCACUCUUUUGCUUUAGCUACACCAUCUGUAAGAACUUUGAGAGGCAAAACAACUGUAGCAACUGCCCCUAGUUUCAGAUGCAGUGAGCGUGCAGACAAGAGAAAGGAGUUCUACUCCAAGUUGGAACAGAAACACCUAGCUUUGGAGGCAGAAAAAAAUCAGUCUGAAGCUAGGAUCCGGGAAGAGCAAGAGGCAGCUCUGAAAAAGUUGAGGAAGAGAUUAUCAUUCAAAGCACACCCAAAUCAUGCACUUAGGUUUAUCUAGAUUAGUUGUUUAUCGCUAUUUCAGUUUGAGUCAGUAACCUUUCGCUAAAACUCAACCGUUUUGCCCCUUCGACUAGUUCACAGAAUUGGCAAUUUUGCUUACUUAUCUUAAGGUUCCUUUCCAACUGAAUCUAUUCCUCCUUUUUUUUUUUUUUCCAAUCCAUGUGAUAACUGAUAAGCAAAAUACUUUGAUUGUGCUUAUUUGCAUUUAUACACUUUUGGCUGAAGUAUUUCCGGCCCAUAAACCUUUUUUCUCCUCUUUGCAUCAGUAGUUUUGAUUCUCUUAAUAGCACAUUUACCUAAUUGGAAGUACACUUUAACCAAUCCAAAAAUCCAUAAACACGUUAAGGAAUAAGUCUCAUGCUUCAAGAAUUUUACACUACUCGGCGGCUUCUCAGCUUACAACAUUUUAGUUAUGAUGAGGACUGCUAAUUUUUGUUAGUGAAGGUUUGCUUAAGUUUACUGAAAAAACAAUGCAGGGGAUAUUACAAAUGCAGCAGCAUGAGGGGUUGCCCUGCAAGGAAACAUGUUGAAAGGUGCUUGGAAGACCCUUCGAUGAUGAUUGUCACUUACGAAGGCGGGCACAAUCACACCCGGUUGCUCACCCAGUCUGACCAGACGAAGAUUUUUGUCAUCAACUCCUGCUGAGCAGGUUGUUUAUCACCUUCCUUCGGUCAUUGCACCACCUCGAUGAUCAAAGAUAAGGCUGUGGCAAUACUUGUGUUGUCCGGUGAUCUAUGUCUCCAUGGUGCACAUCAUGGAACACCACCUGCCUCUCCUCGGUUUCGGACAGAAGCAAGUUAAGCCUAAAUCGCUUCCGCUUAGAUAAACAAACUACAGGAGGUUAGUUUUGCCAUGGCUUUUGCAAAUCUUCCUCGAAAGCUGCUUUCUACCUCCAUAGCAAAUAGACCUUCUAGAUUGAGGUGAUCAAUAUAAUGAUAAAACCAAGAGUGAUUUGUUGUGAUUUUGCCUAGUGCAACAUCAUCAGUAGUUUUUGUACACAAAAAAGAAAAGCAAAAUGAAAGCACAGUGAUCAAGGAUGGUUUGCUAAGUA